Rubroshorea leprosula is the source of this 446-nucleotide messenger RNA. The record is from the annotation of a GenBank genome assembly. Lineage: Eukaryota; Viridiplantae; Streptophyta; Magnoliopsida; Malvales; Dipterocarpaceae.
CGCAGGUUUCUGUGAGGAAAAAUGGGUCGGCUUCGAUUUGUCAGAGCUCUUCUUGUUUCGGUACUUCUGGUCUUCUCUUUCUCUCAAGGAUUUGGUCGGAAGGCAAUGGAGACUGAUGUUGAAUAUGAACAGGUGACUGCUCAAAUCGAGGAAGUUCCAGGAGUAUUACCAAGGGAGAUGACUGAAUUGAUGGAUUAUUCAGAAACAGGACCAAACACGAACCCCAGAACCGGGUAUAUAUUUACUCCUCCCCCGCAAGGCUAAUUGAGAUAUGUUACCAAUCCAAACUCAAAAUAAGAUGUUCUUAUUAUGUUCCUUUAAUUGCUUAACUCUCUUCUAUUAAUUUAAUUUCCUUUUAAGUUAGACAGGUUGGAGGAUAUAUAAGACUUGAGUAUAUAUGUUGAUUGGUGUUCUUAGUUUGCUUGGUUAGCUGUAAUUUGUGAAUU